GCGCCAGCAUCCUCUCCCCCGCGCCUGCCGGGACCGCGCGCGCCGCCGGCCCCGCGAGCCCCCGGCAAGAUGCUGCCGGUGCACCCCGAGGUGAAGCCCAACCCGCUGCAGGACGCCAACCUCUGCUCGCGCUUGUUCUUCUGGUGGCUCAACCCCUUGUUUAAAACUGGUCAUAAGCGGAGACUGGAGGAAGAUGACAUGUUUUCAGUGCUCCCUGAAGAUCGCUCAAAGCACCUUGGCGAGGAGCUGCAGGGGUACUGGGAUAAAGAAGUUCUGCGAGCCAAGAAGGAUGCUCGGAAGCCUUCCUUAACAAAGGCCAUCAUCAAGUGUUACUGGAAAUCCUACCUGAUUUUGGGAAUCUUUACAUUAAUUGAGGAGAGCACCAGAGUGGUUCAGCCCAUCUUCUUAGGGAAGAUUAUUGAUUAUUUUGAGAAGUAUGAUCCCGACGACUCUGCGGCUUUGCAUGCAGCUUAUGUCUACGCCGCGGUGCUGUCGGUGUGCACGCUCGUUCUGGCCAUACUGCAUCACUUGUACUUUUACCACGUGCAGUGUGCUGGCAUGAGGCUGCGAGUCGCCAUGUGCCACAUGAUUUACCGGAAGGCAAUGCGCUUAAGUAACUCGGCCAUGGGGAAGACAACCACAGGUCAGAUAGUCAACCUGCUGUCCAACGACGUGAACAAAUUUGACCAGGUGACAAUCUUCUUGCACUUCCUGUGGGCGGGGCCGCUGCAGGCCAUUGAGGUGACCAUCCUUCUCUGGCUGGAAAUAGGAAUCUCCUGUCUGGCGGGCAUGGCCGUUCUGGUCAUUCUUCUGCCUCUGCAGAGCUGUAUCGGAAAGCUGUUCUCGUCACUACGGAGUAAAACUGCGGCUUUCACUGAUGCCAGGAUCAGGACCAUGAAUGAAGUCAUAACGGGCAUGAGGAUAAUAAAGAUGUACGCCUGGGAGAAGUCAUUUGCUGACCUCAUUACCCAUCUGAGAAAGAAGGAAAUUUCCAAGAUCCUGGGCAGCUCCUACCUCAGAGGGAUGAACAUGGCGUCAUUCUUCAUUGCAAACAAAGUCAUCCUGUUUGUGACCUUCACUACCUACGUGCUGCUUGGCAAUGAGAUCACAGCCAGCCGCGUGUUUGUGGCGAUGGCUCUGUAUGGUGCUGUUCGCUUGACAGUCACGCUCUUCUUCCCCUCUGCCAUCGAGAGAGUGUCAGAGACAGUCGUCAGCAUUCGGAGGAUCAAGAAUUUUCUGUCACUUGAUGAACUGCCACAGCGCAGAGCCCAGGAGCCAUCUGACGGGAAAGCCAUAGUGCACGUGCAAGAUUUUACUGCCUUCUGGGACAAGACUUUAGACACUCCGACCUUACAAGGCCUCUCCUUUACUGCCAGACCUGGUGAACUGCUGGCUGUGGUUGGCCCUGUGGGAGCGGGCAAGUCGUCACUGUUGAGCGCGGUGCUGGGCGAGCUGCCUCCUGCCAGUGGGCUGGUCAGCGUGCACGGGAAAAUCGCCUACGUUUCGCAGCAGCCCUGGGUGUUCUCGGGAACUGUGAGGAGCAAUAUUUUAUUUGGGAAGAAGUAUGAGAAGGAACGGUAUGAGAAAGUGAUCAAGGCCUGCGCUUUGAAAAAGGACCUACAGCUUCUGGAGGACGGAGAUCUGACUGUGAUCGGAGACCGGGGAGCCACGCUGAGCGGAGGGCAGAAAGCACGGGUCAACCUGGCGCGGGCAGUGUACCAGGACGCCGACAUCUACCUCCUUGAUGAUCCGCUCAGCGCUGUUGACGCGGAAGUGGGCAAGCACCUGUUCCAAAUGUGUAUCUGUCAGGCCUUGCACGAGAAGAUCACCAUCUUAGUGACCCACCAGCUGCAGUACCUGAAAGCUGCGAGCCACAUCCUGAUAUUGAAAGAUGGUGAAAUGGUACAGAAGGGGACUUACACCGAGUUCCUGAAAUCUGGUGUAGAUUUUGGUUCCCUUUUGAAGAAGGAGAAUGAGGAGGCAGAGCAUUCCCCAGGCCCAGGAACCCCGACUCUCAGGAACCGAACCUUCUCUGAAGCCUCGAUUUGGUCUCAACAGUCGUCCAGACCCUCUUUGAAAGACGGAGCUACUGAGGGCCAAGAUACAGAGCACACACAGGCCAUGCAGCCAGAGGAGAGCCGUUCGGAAGGGAAGGUGGGCUUCAAGGCCUACAAGAACUACUUUGCGGCUGGUGCAUCCUGGUUUUUCGUCGUUUUCCUUAUUCUUCUGAACAUGGCAGCUCAGGUUUUCUUUGUUCUUCAGGACUGGUGGCUUUCUUACUGGGCGAACAAGCAAGGUGCACUGAAUAACACCAACAGUGUGAAUGGGAGUGAAACUGAGACCCUGGAUCUUAACUGGUACUUGGGAAUCUAUGCAGGCUUGACUGCGGUGACAGUCCUUUUUGGGAUAGCAAGAUCCCUGUUGGUGUUCUAUGUUCUUGUGAAUGCUUCCCAAACUUUGCACAACAGGAUGUUUGUGUCAAUCCUGAAAGCUCCAGUCUUGUUCUUCGAUAGAAACCCAAUAGGGAGAAUUUUAAAUCGUUUCUCCAAAGACAUCGGGCACAUGGAUGACUUGCUUCCCCUGACGUUUUUAGACUUCAUCCAGACGUUGCUCCUUGUAAUAAGUGUGAUAGCUGUGGCAGCUGCAGUGAUUCCUUGGAUCAUAAUUCCCUUGGUCCCACUCUCCAUCAUCUUCUUGGUUCUUCGGCGAUAUUUCUUAGAAACUUCAAGGGAUGUCAAGCGCCUGGAGUCUACAACACGGAGCCCGGUGUUCUCCCACUUGUCAUCUUCCCUCCAGGGACUGUGGACCAUCCGGGCUUAUAAAGCUGAAGAGAGGUGUCAGGAGCUCUUUGAUGCAUACCAGGACCUGCAUUCAGAGGCUUGGUUCCUGUUUUUGACGACAUCGAGAUGGUUCGCCUUGCGUCUGGAUGCCAUCUGUGCCAUUUUUGUCAUCGUUGUUGCCUUUGGGUCCCUGAUUCUGGCAAAAACUUUGGAUGCCGGGCAGGUCGGCCUGGCCUUAUCCUACGCCCUCACGCUCAUGGGGAUGUUCCAGUGGUCUGUGAGGCAGAGUGCCGAAGUGGAGAAUAUGAUGAUUUCGGUGGAGCGGGUGAUUGAAUACACGGACCUAGAAAAAGAGGCGCCUUGGGAGUGCAAGAAGCGCCCGCCCCCGGGCUGGCCCCACGAAGGCGUGAUUGUCUUCGACAACGUGAACUUCACCUACAGCUUAGAUGGACCUCUGGUACUGAAGCACCUGACGGCUCUCAUCAAGUCCAGGGAAAAGAUUGGAAUUGUGGGAAGAACCGGAGCUGGAAAAAGUUCCCUCAUUUCAGCCCUUUUCAGAUUGUCAGAACCUGAAGGGAAAAUUUGGAUUGAUAAGAUCUUGACAACUGAAAUUGGACUUCAUGAUUUAAGGAAGAAAAUGUCAAUCAUACCACAGGAACCUGUUCUGUUCACGGGAACCAUGAGGAAAAACCUGGACCCCUUUAAUGAGCACACGGAAGAGGAGCUUUGGAACGCCUUAGAAGAGGUCCAGCUUAAAGAGGCCAUUGAAGAUCUUCCUGGUAAAAUGGACACUGAAUUAGCAGAAUCUGGAUCUAAUUUUAGUGUGGGACAGAGACAGUUAGUGUGCCUUGCGAGGGCGAUUCUGAAGAAAAACCGGAUAUUGAUCAUUGAUGAAGCAACAGCAAAUGUGGAUCCAAGAACUGACGAGCUAAUCCAACAGAAAAUCCGGGAGAAGUUCGCAGAAUGCACAGUGCUCACCAUUGCCCACAGACUGAACACCAUCAUUGACAGUGACAAGAUAAUGGUUUUAGAUUCAGGAAGACUGAAAGAAUAUGAUGAGCCAUAUGUUUUGCUGCAGAAUCCGGAGAGCCUCUUUUACAAGAUGGUUCAGCAGCUGGGGAAGGGCGAAGCCGCGGCCCUCACCGAAACAGCAAAACAGGUGUACUUCAGAAGGAAUUAUCCAGAUAUCACAUUCACCAGCCCUGCCGUGAACACCUCCAAUGGACAGCCCUCAGCCUUAACGAUUUUUGAAACAGCAUUGUGAUCACCAAGACAUAAAGUCUGUCCCAGAGGUGUUUCCCCGAGGAAGCUCCGUAGACUACAGCACACUUGCAAGACGUACAGGAUACUGGUGUCUUUGGAUUUUUCCCUCCAACUUUAUUCAGUGGUUUCAGGUUCUAACGAAGUGGCCUAUCAUUUUCUUUAAAUGUUCCCGCUGCUCUUCACUGGUCCAGUUCGAGGUGCAGGCCACCGACAACAGCAGCUGCCAGGUUUUGUGCCUUAUCAGACUCUAGGGCCAAAGCCCAUUCGUUUUCUAAGCUGUCACGGAGGUUUGCUUCUCCCUGUGGCCUUUCAAAGUACACUCUCCAGUUGUAUCAGGGAUUCUAUUUACUUGAAGACUGUGUGAAGCUGCCAGAUUGUCUCCCUGCUUUCUUUGACAUAGCUGGGACCCGUUACUUCCCCACAAAGGCCUCUGGUUAAAAUAGUACAGGCAAAAUUAACAGGAAUGACAAAGAAACAAAAAAAACCCACAUACAUGUUGAGUAACAUGGCAGGAGAGAGUCUAUCCCGCCACCCACACGUAUACAAGAUACAUGGCUAAGGUGUGGAAGCGUCUGUGUUGGAAAAUAAAAUCAUGCUUUCUCAAAAUGGGAGCCCUGAUUGGUGGUUUGAGGGCACACGAAUGUCCAUCCCCGUGAAAUCCGUGCGAGUCAGGGUGGGCUGCUCUCGCACUGAAGGGCUCAGCACUGUCCCAUUCCCUGGAACGGAGACUCUCAGGCAUCUCGCUAAUCUCAAGUGGCUUCUGGUUUACAGAAGGUAAACCUCCUAUUGGCUGGCAGCCUCUUGUGCAAUCCUUUCAGACUGAUGCGGAAAAGCUCUGCCCCCCUGGGGAAAGCCUGAGGAUGGCACAGUGGUCGGCUGUGACCAGGUGUCACAGCCUCAGGGGACAAGCAGAAGCUUCCCUGUCUAGGACCCAUCCAGAGCAGUCUGACCACUGAUGGCCGGUCUCAGGACCUUCUGACCAGUCAGUCAACAAACCGCAGUGCUUCCCGGGACCUGAUCUGCUUCACAGAGCCACAGGUCUUAAAUUCUUCCCGGUGGUGGUGGCAAAGGUGUACGCUGAGUUCAAGUUACUGAAGGUUUUACUGUCACGACUCAAAGUGGACUCUUUAUGAUCAAUAAACCACCCUCAAGUUACAUAUGUUACUAUGUAGACACACUCAGGUGCACAUGUGUGUUUUUCAACAUUUUGUGUGUGUGUGUGUCAGGUUUUUUACUAGCUAACAGACCAAGCCUGUUUUAUAAAGUGGAACCUCAAAAAGCACACACACAGCAAAACACCCAACACAGGGGAGCAGUGACUGUGUGAGUCUUGGUAUGUAGUUAAUGUACUAAUGUUUAGUCCAGUAAAUGAUGUACAUUUAUUUUUUAUUGGUAGUCAUGGUUAGUGUUUCAGGAGACUGAGAUGCGACGGUGACAGUACGGUCUGUUAGAGUAUGUAGAAACGUCUUAAAUGUAAAUAUGUUUACUUGGUCUUCGGAGAUUAAAGGCAGUCAUAUCAGUGA
Messenger RNA from Psammomys obesus (fat sand rat), 5566 nucleotides. It is a transcript of the gene Abcc4, whose product is annotated as ATP binding cassette subfamily C member 4. NCBI's taxonomy places the organism in Eukaryota, Metazoa, Chordata, Mammalia, Rodentia, Muridae. The transcript has 31 exons. Gene Ontology annotation, biological process: transmembrane transport. Gene Ontology annotation, molecular function: ATP hydrolysis activity; ABC-type transporter activity; ATP binding. The record is from RefSeq and is a predicted model, not a curated record. Bases 70 to 4044 code for a protein of 1324 amino acids. Gene Ontology annotation, cellular component: plasma membrane.